Molecule: messenger RNA, 5020 nt
Organism: Folsomia candida
Lineage: Eukaryota; Metazoa; Arthropoda; Collembola; Entomobryomorpha; Isotomidae
Product: protein toll
Exons: 16
Coding region: 1679-4795 (1038 amino acids)
Biological process (GO): immune response; toll-like receptor signaling pathway
Cellular component (GO): membrane
Molecular function (GO): transmembrane signaling receptor activity; protein binding
Source: RefSeq, a predicted model, not a curated record
AUGAUUUGUCUUCAAUACACCAUUCUGUAAAUCAUGGGCUGAAGGAAGAGUUUCUUUAAAAAAUGUCACAAAGCUUACAUUCAGCUACACAUAAAUACUCCUCGCUCGUCUUUUUGAGGUAAAAUCUUACACAAAUAUGCGUCUGUCAAAUCAGUUUUUAUGACGAAGAGUAAACCGUGCAAGUCUAGUAUACGCGUAGAUACAACGUUGUACUAUCUCAAAGAAAUUAACCAAGUGAAACUUUCCAUUGUCGUGCCAUCAUCCAGCUUGCAAAUCCACAACAUAUCCCUCUCUACAUAUUUAGUCAUUAUAAGCAAUAAGCACGAAUAAGUUUGUGCUGGUUUGUGACCAGUUGAUCAAAGUGUAAAAAUAUGAAAAUGGGGCAUUAUUGUCGUGACAAACUCAUAUCCGGUUGAACCAAGGAUAUUGCACUGGAGUGUCGCUGCUGAUCCGUAUAUGCUAACAUUGGACCAAUAAUAAGAUAGGAAACAGAAGACAGUUAAACGAUCCGCGUUUGAAGGAAUACCUCAAUUAGAAACCUCUGCGCUAAAUCCAACAAGAACAAGUGUCCGUGUAAUCAAGAACCUGUGCUGGAUGGAAAUGGAAUCUCUACUCCAAUUGAAGUAAAGUGAAUGUAGGAAAAUAUUUAGUUGCCUAUGCGAACAUCAUCUCACACCAGAACGUGAAUAUUUUCCGAAAUUGUGUGUAAUUCAUGGCAAUCCGAGCUGUGCUGCAUUUGCUUUUCUCAAAAACUGCAAAGCCGUGCAAUGUAAAGGGAUGAAUUGGGACUGCCCUCAGGGGAGUUGUUCUGAACGGAAGCAGCAGAUCUGAUAAGAGCAUUUUACUUAACAUUGCAGAGUUUUUCUUCACCAGAUUUACACACGGAGUGCAAAAUGUACGCUGCACUUUUCUCAUUUUCUCUGAUUUAAUUGACCAAGACAAAGCAGAUUAAAACUCCGUCUGACUCACCACAAGGAAAACUAGUGGACGCUACCAAACCAAACCUGCGUCGAGAUAUCCAAACUCCGAAUCGCUCUACAGCAGAAAGAGACCAGCAUUGUGACCAUGGUCCAAUUUCAGACAACAAUAUUACCUAUAAUUUUGCAUUACUCGCAAAAAUAACAAUGGACAAUUAUUAGCCAAGUUCCGUGCUCAUUCGAUUCGUGAGUCAUGCUAUUUAUUAGUGGUGCAAAGCAUCACUAAAUUAAAUGUUGAACUUACUGAAGAUUAGUUUUAUCUAGUGCGGUUAUACAUUUGGCAUUGAACACACCGUGCAAAUUGUUCCUCGGUUGCUGGUCAGACGACAUUGACAAUCCAAGUUUCGUGGGUUUGUCAAGUGGUUAUUGAGUGUGACAUUUAACUGAACUUUUGGGUGUACAAUAUUUCCGGAGUUUCCUCAGAAUCAAACUGUAAAUAAAUGUUAACACCAUUUCGCUUGUAAACCCGACCAAGAUUUGUCAUUACAUAGUGCAAGAAAUAUCUCGUGAUUAUUUCUGCUUCUUUUUCGCACUUUGUAUGAGAGCAGAGUCAAGAUUAUUAUUAUUCGGAGAAUACUCCAUUAGUGUUCAGUGUGCUUUGCCAGUGUUCAAUGUGGACACAUUUAUUAACAUGUAUGGGCUGAAGGUCAAAAAGACACAGAAAUACGUUUAAAGUGUUAACAAAUCUUAUGUAGUAAAUAAUGGAUGACUUGAAAUUAUUAAUCAUGGAGUGGGACUGCAGACUAAGAAUGACGAAAAGGUUAAACGUGACAAGCUUGCGGCCACUGCCUCGAAGGACCUUUGUGCUAUCUGUGAUAUUAGUCGUUAGCAGUUUACUAAGUUCUGGACAGACUUUCUAUUUGGAUUGUGACCAAGUUCAGGGAGCUGGUCAUUGCGAAUGCACAAAAUUGGAGCAGUACAGUGUCGACUGUCCAAGCAAUCAAAGCAUUUAUCCCAUCCAACUGAAAUUGUACAACAUUGGGAAUCCGAAUGAAGCAUUUCUGGAAGUCACCUGCAACUCCGGAACCAUGGAACAACCCGUCGAAUUCCAGUGGGAGCAAGUGCAAGGGGUUGAUUUGUCGGAAGACCGAAUCUCUGCCAAAGUUGUGAAGCUAUCUCUGAAUAGAUGCCCCGCUACUUCGAAUGGUCUGAAGGGACUUCUGAGUCGAGUGAACAUUACUUCAAGCAAUGUGCAGCGCUUCACAAUUAUUUACAGUGACACGAAAGCAAUUCCAGAAAACUACAUUUCUGAAUUUCCCAACCUAGAAGUUUUGAAUCUCAGUCAGAAUCAAUUGGAAGAACUUCCCGACUUGUCACUCCUUCCAAAUUUGGUGGAAUUGAACCUUCGGAACAACAAGAUUAAAACGAUUAAGUCUGAUGCAUUUAGCUCAAACACGAAACUCAAGAGGAUCGUACUGUCCCACAAUGAGAUCGAGCUUAUCCCACCAAAAGCAUUCCCCAAUUCGCUAGAGUUUUUGGAUAUUUCUGGCAGAAAACUAACCACUUUGACCUCUCAGUCGCUUUCGAAUCUAAGCAAUUUGCAGCGUUUGAUAAUUGAAGGGGCCCCACUGCGAAAUGCCGACCCUGAAAGUUUCGACAAUCUCACGAGUGUGAAAGAAAUUUUCUUGAACCAGGCACAAUUUUCCGUUUUUCCUACCUUGAAAAAUCUCCCUUUACUGGCCAACCUGUCAAUUAAUUGGAUUCGACUGGACCAACAGCCAUUGACGCUGAACAACCUGCCAGCAUUAACCAUGUUGAAAGCAAGGGACAGUCGAUUCACGGAUCUGCCCACCCUUUCAAACGUUACAAACCUGAGAAAUAUUGACCUGUCUAGAAACAGGAUCCAAAAUUUAUCGAGAGCUUUUUUUGCUCAACUCCCUGCUCUGGACAUGCUGGACUUAUCGGGCAAUAGGAUUUCCGAACUCGUCGAAAUUCGAAGCCCUAAUCUUGUGAAGCUGUCCAUUCAAAAUAACGCAAUCACGAGCUUGCAGAAAAAUAUUUUUGCACAUCUGGGGAAAUUGGAAGAGUUGCUACUAUCAGACAACAAGAUUCGGGAUGUGGAUUACAAUGCAUUUGAAAAUCAAGGAGAGUUGAAACGGCUGGAUUUAUCUCAUAAUGAAAUAUCCUUCUCAAAUUCUCCCUUCAAAAACGUACCAAACUUGGACGGUUUAGGAGAUUUCUCUGCAAACUCAUUCAUCAAUAAAUGCACGCGACUCGAGUACUUGAAUCUCUCCCACAACCAAUUCGACAAAAUAUAUGACGACUGGAAAAACGUCUUCACCAUGUUGGAAGAGCUGGAUCUGAGCUACAAUAAAAUUAAGCAACUCAGCGUCGUGGACCUUCAAUUCAUUUCCGUCAAGAAACUGCAGCUAAAUAUUUCACAUAAUGAAAUUACAAAAUUUAAUUUUAUGAGUUCCUGGAUUUUUGAAGAAAAUGAUCACUCAUCCAUAGACAUCUAUAUUGAUGGAAAUCCCAUCGUUUGCGACUGCUUUGCGUACCUUGUUAAAAGCCAUUCUUCCAAAUCUCACCGCCUCCAUUUGGACAACCUAUUUUGUGCAAAUCCUCCCCCUUUGCAGAGAAUGCAACUCUUGAGAGUUCUAGACCACGAGUUGUUGUGUCAAUUGGAACAAAGCAAAUGCCCUACCGAUGACUGUACUUGUUGGCAACGACCUGCGGACACAACUAUUGUGGUUAAUUGCUCCAAUCUUCAUCUUGAAAGCAAGCAAUUGCCAGUGUUCAAUUGGUCCCUUCAAAACCAGUUCAACAAUUGGGGAAUCGCGUUCGAUUUUUCUAGGAAUGAGAUCAAGGAGUUGGACAUUGGAUAUGUUUCUGGUCUGAUUCUGCCUGAAAGAGUUAAAUAUGUCGACUUGUCAAGGAAUCGUUUGGAAUCUAUCGGUUUCAUGAAUGCCGUGAAAGACAAUUCUAAUCUUAACUUUUCCUUGUCGUAUAAUCCAUUUUCAUGCGAAAGUUGUUCUGAUUUUGUCGUAAUUUGGGCGACACAAUCGUCACAUAUUGUGGAUAGCGAGAAUCUCACUUGCUUUAAACGUGACAAUGAUCAAGAUAUUCAACUAACUGUGCACAAUCUGUCGGAGCUGUUGGAAGACUGUAACGUAGCCCUGAACACUACCGGAAUUCGAGUCUUGAUAAUUUGCGUGGUCAUUUUCGCAACAAUAUGCAUCGUGAUGAUCAUUUUCAUGGUUCGUUAUUCCUGGGUCAUCAAAGCCUUCUUGUUCUCCAAGGGGUGGGGCUGUUGCCUGUUUUGGGAUAGCGACUCGGAGGAAGAUGAUCAAGAGAAGCUCUAUGAUGCAUUUGUAUCAUACUCACACAAAGAUGAAGACUGGGUUGUCGACGAGUUGGUCAAUCGCCUCGAAACAGAAGAAGGGUUUAAGCUAUGCUUACAUUUCCGAGAUUGGACACCUGGUGAUUGGAUCCCGGAUCAAAUUGUUCGAUCCGUAGACCAGUCGAAGCGAACCGUUGUGAUUCUCUCCAAGAAUUUUGUUGAGAGCGUUUGGUCGCGUCUGGAAUUUAAAGCAGCGCAUGCUCAGGCACUUAGUCAAGGGUCUAAUCGAGUAAUUUUGGUUCUCAUCGAGGACGGAAUGAAUGACAAGGACGUUCAAGAUGACGACUUGAAAGUGUACAUGAAGAUGAACACAUAUCUUAAAUGGAGUGACCCCUGGUUCUGGCACAAACUUAAAUACGCUCUUCCCCACCGAAAGGGCAAACAGGAAGAAAAUAUCAACGUUUUGAAAAAGAUGCAGCAGAGGGAAAAAGCCAGAGAACUGGACAAAAUUAGAACAAAGUUGGAACAAGUGGUCUGAUACUUUAAAGGGGUAAAUAUAUAAUACAAUAAGAAUAAUACGACAGAAAAAAUCUCGUAUAAUUCCAGUGGUCUGAAAUCAGGUGGUUUUAAUACACUUGCGGCGUAACAUUUAGUCGCAAGUUCAUCUGAUUCUAGUUUGCUCAAGAAUCAAUAUUCCUCAAAUCUAGUACAAAGAUAAUUGUUGUUGUGAUUGUUAAUUGUCUUAUAUUUGUUAUGUUUUACG